This is a messenger RNA of Paracoccidioides brasiliensis Pb18, 1266 nucleotides long. RefSeq lists its product as uncharacterized. The transcript has 2 exons. The record is from RefSeq and is a predicted model, not a curated record. Bases 1 to 1266 code for a protein of 421 amino acids. Gene Ontology annotation, molecular function: acyltransferase activity. Gene Ontology annotation, cellular component: endomembrane system.
AUGGCACAACCCAAGAUGAACGGCUCCCCUAAGGAAGUGGUGGGCCACAUCCACCACCGCCCAGCAGCAAACUACAACCUCACCAUCCAGAUCCUUCGCAGCCUCAUCCUAAUAACAUGGUUCAACUGUUGUUGCCUUUGCAUUGUCAUCACCCAACUGAUAGGCGCACCCCUCUUCUUCAUCAACCGCCACUACUUUAACAAAUACAUGGCCAUGACUAAACGCUCCUUCGGCAUCGCCAUCACCGCCCUGACCGAAUGGGGCUGUCCAACCCCCAUCCGCGUCAGCGGGGAUAAGAGCGUGCAGGGCCAGUUUGGACUGACGAGAGGCGGCAGCGCCAGCGGUGGCGCGAAGUUGAAGACGUAUUUCCCCGAUCGGAUUGUGAUGAUUGCUAACCACCAGGUCUACACGGAUUGGCUUUACUUAUGGUGGUUCUCGUACACAGCUCAGAUGCACGGGCACAUCUACAUCAUUCUCAAGGAGUCACUGAAGUACAUCCCCGUAAUUGGCCAGGGGAUGAUGUUCUACGGCUUCAUCUUCAUGGCGAGAAAGUGGGCUGCGGAUAAACCACGCUUGCAACAUCGGCUGGAGAAACUGAAAACGUACCAUGAGAGUUGUAGCAGACCUGGUUUGCGCAUUUUGGAUCCAAUGUGGCUUCUUAUUUUCCCCGAGGGAACAAAUCUGUCCCGCAAUACGAAGCGCAUCAGCGAUGGGUACGGUGAAAAGCAUGGGAUUCCACCCUUGCGACAUCAGAUUCUUCCCCGGUCAACAGGGUUAUUCUUCUGCUUGCAGCAGCUCAAAGGCACUGUUGACUGGGUAUAUGACUGUACAGUUGGAUAUGAGGGCCCACCGAAGGGAAGCUACCCAGACGCCUUCUUCACCAUCCGCUCCACAUACCUCCAAGGCCGUCCCCCAAAAGUCGUCAAUUUCUACUGGAGGCGCUUCCCCAUCUCUGAAAUCCCGCUGGAUGACCAGAACGAGUUCGAGGGGUGGAUCCUCCAACGCUGGAGGGAGAAGGAUGACCUCCUCGAACAGUUCUAUGAGACGGGCCGGUUCCCGCCGUGUGAGUGGGAGUCUGAUUUGAGGGAUGGUGAAGUACAGCAUAACCGCAGUGACACUGGCAGUGACAAAGUUGUCACGGCUAAUAACCCCAGCUAUUUCGAGUCUGAAGUCAAGUUAUCGUGGUGGGUGGAGUCGUUGCAGAUAUUUGCCGUUCUUGCGGUACUGGGUGCUGUGUUAUGUCAGCUCCCUAAGUUGUGGAAAUGA